Symbiodinium natans is the source of this 486-nucleotide messenger RNA. The record is from the annotation of a GenBank genome assembly. NCBI's taxonomy places the organism in Eukaryota, Dinophyceae, Suessiales, Symbiodiniaceae.
AUGUUAGAUGCCGAGGUCUACCUCGAGGCGGAUCAGUCGGCUGUUGUGCCAGUCACGUGGAUUGGUGCGCCAAAUGGGGUGACGAAGGUCGUGCCUGUGCAAGUUGGGCCCGAAGUCGCCUAUGGGCAUUUCGACCCCGACAUCUGUCGAGAGGGAUCUGUGGUAGUGCACAACGAUUCUCUCCUUCCGCAGCAGUGGGACGUUGGGGAGGUUGUUGCCGCUGGUCAAGCGGUGUUUAAGGCGGAGCAAUCGGGGAAGCGUGCCCGAGCCGAGCGUGGGCUGUUGCCCGAUGCCGCCUAUGGCUCGACCUCGCAAGCCAGAGCGAGGGACACAGUAGAGAGGUAUGCCGAGCGCCUGCUCCGUGAGCAGGAUUUUUCCGUCACAGCGUGCGCCGGGUUUCUCCGCGAGUUGCAGCUCGCGUGGGAGAUGGAGCCGCAGUACGCGCGGUCGGACGGCGCAAUGCGAGCGCGGAACGCCGACGAAUGA